GACCCCCUUCAACAACCGCUACCUACUCCCCGUCUCAUCCAGCCAAGAGCUGACGGGCAGCCAUGUCUAUCCCCUCAUUCAGCUCAUUCCCACAGCGGAAUCCACCCAAACCUGCGGCGGCACCAUCACCUGCUUCGUCGUUCCCCGGUCGGACGAGUCUCAGUUUGGGGAAUGACGAAUCCUCGAUAGCGGUAGCAGGUCCUAGCUUCUCGUCAUUUCCUCGUCGGCCUAGCAAGCUUGAGGAUCCCGAAUCCGGACCUUCUCAUGAGAGCACUCAGGAAGGUGUCGUAAAAGCCCGCGCGGACUCGCGGUCCCGGCCGAAGGAGAAGGACAAGGAAAGAGACAGGGACAAGAAACGGCGGGUUAGGGAUCACUCUGACAAAGACAGAGUUUUAGACCGGGAUCUUGAACAUCGCCGCCAUCACAGGGACGGAAAUGAUGACAACGAAAUUGAGAACGUUGGGAAUCGAUACGAGUCUCGAAGCUCGAAAUCUAAAUCGAAGUCGGACGAAAAGAGCCGGAAACGCUCACGUUCACGUUCAAGAUCCCGGGACCGGCACCAUGACCGAUAUUCCCGUCAACGAGACAGAGACAAAGACCGAGAUCGCCAUUCAACUCAACCUGAUACACUCGAAUCCAAGCACGCCCCUACGCAAGGAGAGGACAAGCUCGCCCUGGAUCCGAAGGAAUUUUAUAUGGAUACGAAGGGGGACGAGGAUAUCCUUCGGUUCGGACCUCAGAGGGGGAUGAGGUAUAUCCCGGUUGGCCGAGGACGGAUAGUUGGGCUCUCUGAAGCUUAUAGGUUGGACCUACGGGAAGUCGGGGGUGGCAGGGGGGUACCAGUCUCGCUGAAGGCGGAUUCCACCGACGAGAUGUCUCGAGGAUCCCUCUUACUACCCAUAAAUGGUCCAUCACUCCGACUGAAGUAUUCGCGAAACGGGACUGACGGAUCGAAAGAGGUCGAUAUGCAGGAAGAUUUCAUCUCAGUGGGCAAGCCGAAACGAAAACCUCUCCCUGUUGAGCAGGCCAAGGACCGGGUCGAAGCGUAUUGGGAGGAAGAAGCAGGUCGACGGGACGAGAACGGAUCAUCGGAGAGUGAGAGAGAAGGAGAGCCUGAAGGGGAGGUGGAUAUGGAUGUCGAGCUGGAGGAGACCGAGGAAGAUCGGCGUCGACGCCGGAUCGUCGAUUUCGAACGCAGGUUGAAGGAACACCCUGAGGAUAUCGCCUCGUGGAUAGCCUAUUCUCAACUUCAUCUUUCCGGCUCUUCCUCAUCGUCUUGGACGAAAAACGAACGCAAGGACAAGAAGACCCGCCCCGAACAGGUCUCGACGAGCAAACGAGCCGAAGCCGAGAUCGCCACCGAGAUCCUAUCCAAAGCCUUCCGCGCAUCCGAGCAGAACAAGUCAGAUCCGCGCUUACAUUCGGCAUUCUUCAAGCUGGUCCAGCUCUUCUGGCCGGCCGAGAGGGUGACGGCGAGUUGGAAGGCCGUCCUAAGGGAAUUAACGGAGAGGAAGUGCCAGGGGGACGAAGCUGGGUUGAUGAGCCUCUGGCUGGAGUUUAUCGCCUGGAGGGAGGGCAGAGGAUUGGGUUCACAGAAAGGUCGGUCAGGGACUGGCGGGGUGGAUGACGUGAUCGAGGUCUAUGUCGAAUGUAUCGAGGUGAUGAACAGUGCCAGGGGAUCUGGCGGCGAUGACGACCGUUUCCUGGAGGAGAACCUGGUCUAUUUGUUGCUGCGAUGCUGUCUGCUCCUGAAACAUGCAGGAUAUAUCGAACGAGCAACUGCAGCGAUACAGGCCAUGCUAGAACUGUCGUUCUUCAAACCUGCUCACUUGCGGAGAUCGCUGUUUCAUGAUACGCGAGAAUGGCAAGGACGUUUGAUGCAAGACCUCGAAGCCUUUUGGGAUUCGGAGCACGCCCGGAUAGGAGAGACUUCGGCGGCGGGUUGGUCCGCAUGGAAGCGCGAUGAAGAGCCCGAUCUCGAAUCACUCGCGGCGGAUGGGACACAAGAGACGCCAUCACGCAGCGAGUCGACGGACCCGUAUGAACGUUGGUUUCAAGACGAGAUGAGCGCCGAAAAGCGACAAUCGCGACCGGCUCGGGCGCUAGAUCUGGCCGAAGACGAUGAAGAUCCUUAUCGGACGAUCUUGUUCUCCGAUAUCAAGCCGCUUCUAUUCGUCAUCCAGGAUCAGGACGUCAAGCUGCAGUUCGCUUUCGCAGCGAUGAACUUGCUAGGAGUACCGUUGGUACCGCCUGGAGUCGGUUCGGAUUCACCAUUUUUCACAGACCCACAUCUCAGCUGGUCAUUGGAUGUGCAACCUGGACAUCUCUGGCCGGCGGUCAUGUCUCGGGACCAUCAGCCAAUGAUCGAAGGCUCGCCAAGCGCUACCAGAUUGGGUCGAGGCGUCUUCGAUUGUCCUAUGAAAGCGUGGUCUGCGGAUCAGGAGACGGUCUGCAGUGACGUACAACCCUGGUUCAGUACGCUCGAUAAGGGUAUCACCACUCAGUGUGAUUUGACGCUUGUCGGCAACGUUCUCAGGCAAUUACAGACCGUGGUCCUGGAACCCGCAUUCAAGAUCGCAUACCUCGCUAUAGAAAGUCUGCGGAAUCGGAAGGGAGCUACAAAGGCUGCCAAGACUCUCAUUGCGUCCGAUCAACGGAAUCUGGAGCUCUACGCGAGUUACGCUAGAGUCCUGAGGCAACAGAACAAGAUCAAGGAGGCCCGACAAGUUUACGCGAUGUGCAUACAGACCAUGACGAGCAACGCAGAUGGAGCCGACGCGGACGUGCGGCACCAUUUACUGCUCGAAUGGGCUCAGAUGGAAUACUUGGCCGGAGAGAACCAGAAGAGUUUGAAUGUGUUGCUGCUAGUUUCAAACGAUUCCGAACAAGUCGAUCUUGAACAUCUAGACCGCGCCGCUCCAGCGGUUGCUAUACUGAAAGCCAGGAACGCAUUCGCACGGAUCGAUCCGGAUGACCAUAGUUGGAUCAAGCUGCGGUACCUGUUUCGUACACAGCAAGAGCCCUUUGACCGAGUCUUCCAGGACCUGCAGCUGGACGUACAAUUACUGCCUAGCAAUUCUCCUCAGCAGGAACAACUCGGUCAAUUCGCCUGUCAACUAGCUUGGACGCAUAGACUACAUCAUUACCUGGCCCCGACCGUGAUGCGACCGUUUCUUGAGGGUCUUAUCUCAGUCUACCCGAACAACACGCUUUUUCUAUCGCUCUACCUGGCCAACGAGUCGAGCAGUCAGGUGUAUGGACGGGUGCAUCGGAUGAUCGAGGAUUCGAUAUUGAACUCGUCCGAAUCGAGCGCGACUGCCUUUUUAUGGGCCGCGUGGGCCGAAUCCAGGUCGGGCAGGGGAGACUUUUGGUCGUCCUCCAGUGCUGCUGCUGAGCGCGUUCGACACGUCUUUGACAAGGCGCUCGAUGUCGCUGGGAACGCACGACGAUCGUUGGCCAUUUGGAAGGCCUACAUCGAGUUCGAGGCAAUGCAAAGACGAUCAGACGCUGCGAAACAGCUCUGUUACCGAGCUCUGGGGGAAAUCGGCACCGCCAAAGAACUAUACAUGCUUCCCUUUUCACCUAUCCUCCGACCCUACUUUUCAGAAAAGGAACUGCAAGAUUGGGCCGAAGUCAUGGUCGAGAAGGGUAUUCGUGUCAGACUCCCGUUCGAGCAAUACUGGCGGCCGGUCGGGAUGGGCGAUUAUUUCGACCGAGAUGAUGGAGGGGAUCCAAUGAAGGAGGAGGAUAGGGUGUUCGAUUUCCUGCAGGAGCGCAAGACGUUGAUGCCGUAUUGAGGCGCGCACACUUGCUUCAAUGUAGCUGGCAUCUCGCAAUAAGCAGAAUCGAAGAGCAAGCCAUUGAUACCACCAGUUUUGGACAUGCCGAAGAAAGGUCCGAUUGGACCGGCGGUUUCGUGUUUCACUUUGAACAUGAGGGCACCUCUCGCUUAGACGCAAGCGAAACCUUGACUGCGGCUAAAACUCAUGAUGUCAACAAAUAGAAGCAGAGCGCAGAAAGAAGCUUCCGCGAACAUGUAUCGCAGCAUCAUCAACCUCCCGCUUACAGUGCGGCAUUUCCCUUUUGGUCAUUGUGCACCGUCUUUGAGGUCAUGCGCCCACUAUCACGAUCCGAAAUCACCUAUUCGAGCCAUUCGAGCUGUCCGCGCAUAGAUCUGUUUAGGGGAAUUAGGGGUUCCGGG
Filobasidium floriforme is the source of this 4201-nucleotide messenger RNA. Its product is annotated as NRDE-2, necessary for RNA interference-domain-containing protein. Gene Ontology annotation, molecular function: protein binding. The coding region runs from base 63 to 3797 and encodes 1244 amino acids. Lineage: Eukaryota; Fungi; Basidiomycota; Tremellomycetes; Filobasidiales; Filobasidiaceae. The transcript is spliced from 11 exons. Gene Ontology annotation, biological process: negative regulation of RNA catabolic process; regulatory ncRNA-mediated post-transcriptional gene silencing. Gene Ontology annotation, cellular component: catalytic step 2 spliceosome. The record is from RefSeq and is a predicted model, not a curated record.